This is a messenger RNA of Polistes dominula (European paper wasp), 1250 nucleotides long. It is a transcript of the gene Blos2, whose product is annotated as biogenesis of lysosome-related organelles complex 1 subunit 2. Gene Ontology annotation, cellular component: gamma-tubulin complex; BLOC-1 complex; BORC complex. The record is from RefSeq and is a predicted model, not a curated record. Lineage: Eukaryota; Metazoa; Arthropoda; Insecta; Hymenoptera; Vespidae. Gene Ontology annotation, molecular function: gamma-tubulin binding. Gene Ontology annotation, biological process: endosomal transport; lysosome localization.
UUAUUCUUUAUUUUUAAAUAAUAUUGUAAAUUUUGAAUAAAGAUAAUAACUAGUUAGCUAUAGUCAAUUUUAUCUUCAACUAUAAACUGAGUUGGUUUUCAGAAAUAGUCGCGUAGUUAACUCGAUGUAAAUAUAAUAAAUAAAUAAAUAUAAAAAGUACGAUAAAUCUCGACUGUAAUAAAUAUUAAUUAUUAUGCAGCAUUAGCUCUUGACGUAUAAAUUACGUUAGACUGUAAUGUAUGAGUCAGAUAAAUGUUUCUCUCGAAGAUGUGACAUAAUUGAGAACAAAGUAUUCAUCGAAAUUACAGUUGGCUGUUAAUUUAACAAGUUUCAUUCCAAGUGAUACUAAAUAAAAACAAAAUAAUCAAAAUGACAACAAUAAAUAAGCCGUCAAAAGAAAUGACACAAUCUGUGUGUGCACAGAUGGAAAGCUCAAUGACAGAUGGAAAUUCUAGAUGUGAAUCGCCGAAACGUGGUACAACACUUUCAACUAGUACCAGUAGUUUUGAAGCUCUUGAUCCUCAUGAUCCAAAUCUAAGUCGUUUAGCUAAUACAAUGUUUCAAAAAACUGGUGAGUAUUUGCAAGAAGAACUCACCGCUACUCAUGCUGAUUAUCGUUUAUUGGAAAGACUAAAUAAAGAGACUAUUGCUAAGUAUACAGAAUUAAAGACAAUAUCGUCAAACGUUUCAAUAUCAUUGGAUUCUUUAAAUGAAAAAUAUAAAAAUUUACGGCCUAUAUUGGAGAAUAUUGAUCAAAUUGAUGACAGUGUCAAUAAACUAGAACAAGCAGCUUAUAAGCUAGAAUCGUAUUCUAAGCGAUUAGAAGCAAAGUUUAAAGAUCUAGAAAAAGAUUUGAAAAAGAAUGAAAAUCUUUAUGUUCGUAAACAAUGUAUAGAUAAUGUGACAAAAGGUAACGUUACAACUGGAAAUAAGUCCACUUUAUAAUCUGAUACUAAUUACUGCAUAAUAUAAGAUAUUUAAAAUUUGUUAUAUAUACAAGCAUUAAUAUAGUCUUGAAUGUAACUGAAUAAUAGUUGUUAAUUUUAAAGUUACUUAUUUUAAUCGAGAAUUACAAAGUAUAUUUGUGCUUGCAUUUACUUAAAAAAAAUUAAUAAUAAGUAAGAUUAACAAAUAAUUACAAAGAAAUUAGAUUGUAAAAUUAAAGUACACAGUUUAAUUAUAUGAAUCAUGAUCAUUGGUGUUCACAUUUCUAUGUAAAUAAAAGAUGUUAAAAUGUCACAGAAAAUGAA